GGGAGUCACGGGGAUCGGUGGCGAGGCCUCAAGCACUGAUGGCCCUGUUGAAGCUGCAGAUAGAAGCAUAACAUCAGCAGAUACAGUUCUUGGUGUCCUAAGGACUGUGGAGAAGCUUCUCAUCUGAUGAGAUUCUACUUUGCAGUUCAUUCCAGCUUUUGAGAGAUUGAAUCUGUCAGGACCUGCAGCAAAACAACUCCACAAGAAGAGGCACCUACAGAACAAAGAUGAUUAUCGGGAAAGGUUACAGUGCUGCUAACACCAGCAAUGGAACAGAUCUAGCUAUUGGUUUUACUUCUUCUACAGUAGCUGUCCUUCUGUUUGGGACAAACUUUGUGCCUGUUAAGAAGUUUGAUACCGGUGAUGGCAUGUUCUUCCAGUGGAUUCUCUGUGCCUCCAUAUGGAUGGUUUCUUUGGUGGUCAAUUUGAUCCAGAAUUGCCCCCGGUUUUGGCCUCUGGCAAUGGUUGGAGGCUUUGUUUGGGCCACAGGCAAUAUUACAGUUGUUCCUAUUCUUAAAACUGUUGGCUUAGCUCUUGGUCUUUUGAUAUGGGCUUCUUUUAAUUUGCUGACAGGUUGGGCAAGUUCAAGGUUUGGUUGGUUUGGAAUUGACCCAGAAGAGGUAUCAAGACCAAUAUUAAAUUAUAUUGGAGCUGGACUUUCAUUAUUAAGUGCUGUCAUAUUUCUUUUUAUAAAAACUGAAGUCCAGAGUUCUUCAGCUUCAUUAGAAAGCACACCUUUACUGAGAGAAAGUUCAAUUAAUGUUUCUGAAGAUACCUCUGAUGACUCAUGGGUGAACAGACUUUCACCAGCAAAAAAGAGGCUCAUAGGCUGUAGCCUGGCUGUAGUAGCUGGAAUACUGUACGGUUCCAGUUUUGUACCAGUACUGUACAUCAAGGACCAUGGAAGAAGAAAUGGAACUAUAUACACAGGAGCAAGUCAGUUUGAUUUAGAUUAUGUUUUUGCACACUUCAGUGGAAUAUUUCUUACAAGUACCAUCUACUUUUUGAUCUACUGUGCAGUCAGGAAAAAUAAACCUAAUGUUUAUCCCCAAGCCAUAUUGCCAGGGUUUCUUUCUGGUGUGCUUUGGGCGAUAGCCAAUUGCUGCUGGUUCAUAGCCAAUCACUAUCUCAGUGCUGUCGUCAGCUUUCCAAUAAUUACUGCAGGGCCUGGCCUGGUUGCUGCAAUGUGGGGAGUCCUUGUAUUUAAAGAAAUCAAGGGACUGAAAAACUACGUGUUACUGUCAUUAUCGUUUUGCAUCAUUUUGGCUGGAUCGCUUUCCACAGCUUUUUCUAAAGUUUGAAAGGACCUUCUGGACCAGUAGAUGGUGCUAAUGUUUAACACAAAUAGAAAGACAAUGUUGGUAGAUUUGCAAUACAUAAUAAUUUUCAACAUGUAUGUCUAACAUUUACCCUAACUUGCUUCAGGCAAGUGAAGAUUAAAACCAUUUGGCAUGAAAGAAAA
Molecule: messenger RNA, 1462 nt
Organism: Empidonax traillii (willow flycatcher)
Lineage: Eukaryota; Metazoa; Chordata; Aves; Passeriformes; Tyrannidae
Gene: TMEM144
Product: transmembrane protein 144
Exons: 14
Coding region: 228-1301 (357 amino acids)
Biological process (GO): carbohydrate transmembrane transport
Cellular component (GO): membrane
Molecular function (GO): carbohydrate transmembrane transporter activity
Source: RefSeq, a predicted model, not a curated record